AUGGCCAUGGGGAGGAUCAUAUUCUAUGAGGACCGCAACUUCCAGGGUCGCUCCUAUGAGACCAGCAACGACUGCCCUGAGCUGACCUCGUACCUGAGCAGAUGUAACUCCUGCAGGGUGGAGAGUGGCCUCUUCAUGGUCUAUGAGAAGCCAAACUUCAUGGGCCACCAGAUGCUGGUGAGGAGGGGCGAGUAUCCAGACAACCAGCGCCUGAUGGGAAUGAGUAUGAGCGACUGCAUCAGGUCCAGUCGCAUGAUUCCCAUGCACAGGGGACCCUUCAGAAUGAGGAUCUAUGAAAACGAGAACUUUGGAGGCCAGAUGCACGAGCUUCAGGACGACUGCGACAACAUGCAGGAUCGUUUCCGCAUGUCCGACUGCCAGUCCUGCAACGUGAUGGACGGCCACUGGCUGAUGUUCGAGCAGCCCAACUACCGAGGCAAGAUGCUGUACCUGAGGCCAGGAGAGUACAGGAACCUCAGAGAUAUGCAGUUGGGCAACAUGUCCAGGUUCAGUUCCAUCAGGCGCAUCAUGGAUUCCUGUUAA
Molecule: messenger RNA, 543 nt
Organism: Centropristis striata (black sea bass)
Lineage: Eukaryota; Metazoa; Chordata; Actinopteri; Perciformes; Serranidae
Product: gamma-crystallin M3-like
Exons: 3
Coding region: 1-543 (180 amino acids)
Biological process (GO): visual perception; lens development in camera-type eye
Molecular function (GO): structural constituent of eye lens
Source: RefSeq, a predicted model, not a curated record